Messenger RNA from Peronospora farinosa, 1371 nucleotides. The record is from the annotation of a GenBank genome assembly. Lineage: Eukaryota; Oomycota; Peronosporomycetes; Peronosporales; Peronosporaceae.
AUGAGUACAUUUGGCCGCUUUUUUCGCGUCACGACGUUUGGCGAAUCGCAUUGCAAGGGCGUAGGCUGCAUCGUAGAUGGUGUUCCUCCUUCUCUCGCUUUGACGGAGGCUGAUAUUCAACCACAAUUGACACGUCGUCGUCCAGGUCAAAGUAAACUCACGACACCUCGUGAUGAGAAGGACAUGGUGACUAUUAUGAGUGGUACAGAAAAGGGUUUUACACUUGGGACACCAUUGGCACUUUUUGUACCUAAUGAGAAUGUACGUCCAAAUGAUUACAAGGAAAUGGAUCAAGUACCACGUCCUGGACAUGCUGAUUAUACGUACCAAAUGAAAUAUGGUACUCGUGCCAGUAGUGGCGGUGGUCGUGCAAGUGCUCGUGAAACAAUUGGUCGUGUUGCUUCUGGUGCAGUAGCUGAGAAGUGGCUCAAGGAGAAAUUUGGGACAUCUAUUGUGUGCUGGGUGAGCUCCAUUGGUACCGUUGACAUGCCCCGUGACGUGCUAAACAAUCCGGAAAAAGCCAUUUAUACCCGUGAAGAUGUCGAUACGAUCGGAUCGAUCCGUAUUCUACGUGAUCCUACUAAGUGGAUUAAAGUAGAGGAUGUGACCAAGCAGCUGGAACACGAUAAAGUGUACGAUGCCGAGUUUGUCAAGGCUGAAACCGACCUGAUCACGCCUGCGUACAUCGACACGGAGAACAUUGUGUAUAACCGAAAAGGUGACGUUGUGGCUGCUCCAGAGAAUCUGGACGCGUGGCUAACGGAUGACCUGAUCCCAGUGCGAUGUCCGCAUCCGCCAUCGGCUUGUGCCAUGUCUACUGUCGUGCGCACGAUGAAGGCGGAUGAGGACUCGACGGGCGGUGUAGUCACGUGUGUGAUCCGCAACGCACCAGUGGGUCUGGGUGAGCCAUGCUUUGACAAGAUGCAAGCUGUUCUGGCGCACGCCAUGAUGUCCAUCCCGGCUACCAAGGGUUUUGAAAUUGGCUCGGGUUUCUCUGGGACCAGCAAGCGUGGCUCGGAGCACAAUGACCCGUUCUGCGCGGGCUCCGAUGCGGAGAACCCAGAGAAGCUCGGGUUGACCAAAAAUGAUGCUGGAGGUGUGUUGGGUGGCAUCACGAGUGGUGCUGAUAUCUACUUUCGUGUGGCUAUCAAGCCCGUCUCGACUAUCGGACGUGCGCAGCCAACGGUCAGCUACGAUGGUAAGGAUACUGUACUGGAGGCAAAGGGCCGUCACGAUCCAUGCGUUCUUCCUCGUGUGGUGCCGCUUGUGGAGUCCAUGGCUGCUCUUGCCAUCGCCGAUGCUGCCAUGAUCCAGCUGGCUCGCGAUGGCAGUAAGCAGGACGAGCCUGCGCAGAAGAAACGCAAGCUUUAA